Molecule: messenger RNA, 5238 nt
Organism: Beauveria bassiana ARSEF 2860
Lineage: Eukaryota; Fungi; Ascomycota; Sordariomycetes; Hypocreales; Cordycipitaceae
Product: RNA polymerase III transcription factor tfiiic
Exons: 6
Coding region: 1-5238 (1745 amino acids)
Biological process (GO): protein folding in endoplasmic reticulum
Cellular component (GO): membrane; cytoplasm
Molecular function (GO): protein binding
Source: RefSeq, a predicted model, not a curated record
AUGGCUAGCCCUGCGCGCGAUGACAAAUCUGACGCGGAUUCCGAUCUUGAGGAGCUCCAGGGUGACAUUGCGAAGUUUGAUGAAUCCGUCCGCGAAUUUCUAGCCUCCCAUGAGGGUAGUGGAGAUGGCCAUACCUACGGUAGACCAUCUCGAGGAGGAAGGGGGUCUCGUGGUCCAAGAAAGGCAGCCAAGCCCAGAGGCGAUAUCACUGCGCGCCUAUCUAGGGUUAACCAAGCCUUCCUGACUGGUGACUAUGAUCGCGCGUUGGAGCUCGUCUCGGAGGUAAUCCGAAUCAAUGCGGAAACGUUCCAGGCUUGGACGGCUCUCGCGUCAAUAUUCAGGGAGCAGGGCGAGUUGGACCGUGCUCUCGCAGCGAUGAUGUACGCUGCACAUCUCCGACCGAAGGACAUCGGCGGCUGGAUGUCAUGCGCAGCGUAUGCACUCAAUAACUUUGGAGGAGAUGAAGAGGCAAACAUGAAAACAGCAAGACUGUGCUUCUCGGCAGCUCUUAGGGCUGACCCGCAUAACCGGGAAGCAAGACUGGGCAAGGCAGCCGUGUGCCAUAGCCAAGGUCACUAUUCGCAAGCAAUACUGGAAUACAACUAUCUGCUAAGACAGAGACCUGCGGAUCUUGACAUUGUCCGGAAACUGGCAGAAACAUGCGCCGAUGGAAAAGAAAAUAUUUCUAACAACGCAUCUGCAAAAACGGCAUACCGGCGCUUCUUCGACUCUGUAAUACCAUACGGACCGGGAGAUAGGUUCGAAGGACUUUGGUACGAUAUCGGCAUUUAUGCAGACCUCUGCGCGUCCAGCGGCAGCUACCGCGAAACCAUUAAGGAAUUGAAAGCCCUUGCAAGGUGGAUGGUCGGUCGGGUGUCUGAGCAAUACUGGGAUUAUGUCCAAGAUGAUGACCGUGAAUGGGAUAUCGACAGUAGUAGGCGAAGCCAAUGCACUGACUUCACGGAUUCAUUGUUCUCGCCGUCGCGUUAUGGUGAAUCUCUACCACUCGACCUCAGGAUGAGACUAGCCAUGCUACGCCUUAGACUCCUGGAUAAGGGUGAGGCUAUGAGACACCUGAACUAUCUUGACCAUUCCACGCAAGAUACUAGAGACUUCGUUGGCGAAUUCCCAGCUGUCGCGUAUGAUCUUGCCGAGGAACUCAUGAAAAGCGCCGUUACAGAUGUCGCCACAAGUAUAUUAGAGAUUCUUCGCGAGACUUCAAAUGCUCCAGACUCUACUAUAUUACUGCAACUCGGCAGGUGCUACAUUGCAGCCGGAGAGCAGCCAAAGGCAGAGGAGUGCUUUCUUGCUGCCAUCGAUGCCGAUGAAGAUUCGAUUGAUGCCCGCAUUGAGCUAGCUAAUAUGUACGAAGAGGCUAAAGAAGGCGAAGAGGCUCUCAUCCUGGCAGCAGAAGCUAUGGCCCUGCAAGAUGCGCGGCAUCACCAAACUGGCCUUGGAAGAACGGAUAUUACCGGCCGUUCAACUAUUCAUCAAGGGGAGAUCCGACGUCGCAUGUCACAGACUAUUCAAAUUGCUGCCAAUGCUGGAAUAAACAAGCAAUUGCACGUUCCAAAGCGCUAUAGGCCAAAGCGAUUAGCGGGUGCCGAUACAUUGCGCCAAGAUGAGCAAGCGCGUGCGAUCAAGUUGUCGAAGCAGUAUGAUAUCGUGAGAGACUUAAAACUUCGAAUCUCGGAAGGACAAGUCAAUCUCACUGGACAGUGGAUGAAUGCAUCACGGGACUUAGUUGACGAGUUCAGAUCCCUGAAACGUUUUUAUUCCUGGGACAAGUACCUCCACUUUCUCGGAAAAAAACAAGUGUCUAUGUCGAUGCCUUCACAAGCGCCAGAUAGUGAAUUGUCGCAGAUGUAUGAGCGUUUGACGCGAUCUCUCGCACCACAAGCCGACAGCAGUGUGGCAGGCAUUCACCAAGGAAUGCACCAGGGCAUUUCCUUUGACAACUGGCUCAACAUCUUCCUGGACUAUGCUAUUGGACUGGCCAUAGACCAUCAACGAGAGGAGGCUUAUCAGGAACGAUGUGUUGCGAUUGCCAGACAUUUGAUGAGGAACGGUGUCAUGUCCGACGCGAAUCGGAUGUUUGCUCUCCUUUCGAGAUUAUGCCAGUCACCUGUGUCUUGGUACACUUCGGGUCCGGCACAGAAGUUUAUUCUUCGACAGAUCCGGGCUAUUGACAACAGCUACGAGCAGUUAUUUGCCACAAACUUUGAACCAACGUUGGUCUCAUCGUGUAUCAUAGGCUAUUUCUUACGAGCAAGGUCACUGGAUCCCAGGAAUCCGAUGGUCAACCUGAGUUUAGGUUUGGCAUACGUUCAUUAUGGGUUGAAAAGACAGUCAACAAACCGGCAGUAUCUUCUUCUGCAAGGCCAAGCUUUCCUUGCUCAGUAUUUUGAGGCGGGCGAAAGUGAGGGAGCAAGGCCGCUUGCGGAGAGAUAUUACAAUACAGGACGCCUUUUUCAGCUCCUGGGUCUCAGCCAAUUAGGUUCUAAUCUCUAUUCCAACGCGAUUGAGGCUAACAACGCGGAGCAUCACAAUACCGACAUUGACACUCUGGUGGCCAUCAAUAGCUUCAUGUCAUUUUUAGCUGCUGGCAACAAGACUGCCGCGUUUUCCCUGCUAAAGAAGAAACUAAUACUGCAAAACGGCUGGCAAGAUUUGCGCAUGGUAGUCGCAAAUGGAUUUACUGACACCCAAAAAAUGCCGACUACCGCGAAAGGACAAAACAAUGUAUCGACUAUACUAUUGCUCCUCGCUACGGCGUCAGGCCUCCAUGCGACCGAGCAGACACGCGUCACUCAAGCUGAGACAGCACCGAGAUCAAGUUCAGGCGGGUCUAUAACCGGUACAAGCCAGUGCGAAGCGCGUAUGAUCAAUUAUAUUACACACACGCUGCCGCAACUAUGCCUUACCAGCAGCUGGUCAAGCACAGCAGCCGUGGCGGAGAGCACACCGCCGUUCACAGCUACUGAGCCUACACCGACUGGAGAUAAUCUCACUCCAACUGUUGAUGAGACGGGACCGGUCGAAAUUCAAGAUUCAACUACGAUAGCUCAGAAAGCUUCCGGAUCAGCAGACACCGACUCGACAGCCGAACCUUUCAUGUCAUUCGAGGACUGGAAGAAUAUAAUGCUACAAAGGACAGGGCAAACCCCUCAAGAUCUCAAGCAACGGAAAGGCUUAGACGUGCACAACGACGGGCAUCAAAGACCCCGAUCAUACACAGGAAGUGAUAUGGGGGACGAAGGAGAAAUUUCUUUAAACUUCGGUGGAUACGCGGAGAAGGUAGAUGCUGAAGAUGUUUAUGAUGGCGGUGGGGAGCACCCCGAGGAGUCCUCUUCCGAAGCUGGACAGACGACACUCCACCGCAGCAAGGAUGCGGGUAAAACCUGCAAGGAACGAUUUUCCUUUGCGUCAUUUGACGCCGGAGCCACCAUCCUCAAAACAAACCCCGGCGCCAAAAAUUCCAAGGCUAUUCUGGUCGAGAAUAAAGAUACAUAUAUGCUUCUCGAAUGCGCAACGCCAAACAAAUAUGUCAUUAUCGAGCUGACGGAUGAUAUUUGGGUUGAUACCAUUGUUCUGGCCAACUUUGAAUUCUUUUCCAGCAUGAUACGUCAUUUUAGAGUAAGCGUCAGCGACCGUUACCCCGUUAGAAUGGAGAAAUGGAAGGAACUGGGGACAUUUGAGGCGAGAAACUCACGCGACAUACAAGCCUUUUUGGUCGAAAACCCGCAAAUAUGGGCAAAGUACCUAAGACUCGAAUUUCUCACUCAUUAUGGCAAUGAGUACUACUGUCCUGUCUCCUUGGUACGAGUCCACGGGUCCCGAAUGCUCGACAAGUGGAAAGAUAGUGAGAUUGGGCCCGAUGAUGAUCACGUAGGUGAGAUUGAAGGCGUUGCAGAAAUCGGAAACACCCUUCAAGAAAACUUAUCCAAAUCAGACGACAUCAAGGAGAAUAACAAUAUAUCCGCAAAUGUCGCUCAUAUGUGUCCUACUAUCGAGGCAACGCCAUUCCCACUGCCCUCAUUAAUAUGCCUGGUGGACAAGCCUCCGACUUUCAUGAACAAUUCGGUUGUGGCAAAUGAAGAUCUUAACAGCGCACAAUACGGAGUAGUUGUCGAUGAUCAAACAAUCGAACUUGAGCAACGGCAAAUCUCUGCAACCGCGCAGGAAAGCUCAGGCCAUACCGCAACAUCGUCUACAAUUUACAAAGACGCAAAAUCGGCAAGCGAAUCGAGCACAAAUCCCGAAGAUGAACAGCGUAGCGACAAGACUGCAUCUAAAGGCAUGAGAUCUGCCACGACGGAAAUGACUUCGUCCUUAUCGCCUGCGGCCGUUACGGGGAAAAUUCCGGUGGCCUCCGCCUCGAGUAGCAGGUCUAGAGUCAAUGGAACGAGUAUUGCCACUCCAUCGCCGCCAACAAUUCAAGAGGGUUUUUUCAACUCUGUUACCAAGCGCUUACAGCAAGUGGAAUCAAACCUGACACUGUCGCUCAAAUACGUCGAAGAGCAGUCCAAACACGUACAAGAUGCUUUUCAAAGAUCCGAGCAAAAACAGAUCCUGAAAAUCUCUUCAGUCCUGGCAGAACUAAACCAGACAGUAUUGGCAGAGCUGCGAAAUUUUCGAGAUCAAUACGAUCAGAUCUGGCAGUCAACCGUCUUGGCUCUGGAAAGCCAGAAAGACCAGUCGCAACGAGAUAUUCUAGCGCUUAGUUCUCGGCUACAUGUACUGGCAGAUGAAGUUGUUUUCCAGAAGCGCAUGGCCAUUCUGCAGGCCAUUCUGCUUCUUUCCUGUCUCUUGUUGGUCAUCUUCUCCAGAGGAGUUCCAAUACCUACACUUGGUUCCCUAUCAGACCAGGGAAUGGGCACAAGUGAAGCGUUUGCGGAGAUAUUGGCCUCAAUGCAGAGGCCCGACAUGUAUUCGAGCGGAUCGCCCGAGUACCCGCUCGAUGCGCGAACGCCAAACACACCAGAACCCCAUGCGACAAGUUCUCCUGAGCGGCCCAUGGCCAGCUCUCAGUUGAGUAUGGACGACUAUGGUUAUCAGCGACCGUCUCCUCCUUUGACACCCAAUACCGAGCUGGACGAUGGUGCGUCGGAUUGGCAGACAAGCAGUCAUUCUUCAGCCGUGCAGGCAACGAGUUACGACAAGGGGGCUCGGCAUAUAAGCUCUCGUAAACCGCUACCUUCUUUGCCAGAAGAUGUUUCUUCUCCUGGGCGUUCUUGA